Messenger RNA from Benincasa hispida (wax gourd), 2882 nucleotides. The record is from RefSeq and is a predicted model, not a curated record. Lineage: Eukaryota; Viridiplantae; Streptophyta; Magnoliopsida; Cucurbitales; Cucurbitaceae.
AUGUUCUCCUGGUUUAGUCUCUUUACUCGAUUGAAUUUUGUUUUUGUUUUUGACAUUUUUUUAGUUGCCUUCCCUUUAAACCUACAAAGCGAGAAUUCAAAAAUGAAAGAAAAAGAGACCAAACCAAAUCAGUGGAUUUCACGAACACGUCGUUCAUGUGCAAACGAACGUCCGUUGAAGACGUGCAUCAAAAAGUAAGCAGUUGAAAAUGGAAGAAAAUAUGCGAAACGGAAUUUCUGAAUAUUCGGAUGCCAAAUGUUGGUGUCAGAUCAGUGGCUUUCUGAAUGAAUCUAGGGUUCAUGAUUUCACCAGCAAAGAGAACGCAACCGAUUCAAUUAGGUCAAUUCCUCUACGUUUGAAUUCGAAGGAUUGAUUCUCUCUUCACUUUCCCGGAAAAUUUACUCUCAGUUUCUCGAGAAAGUGAUCUGGAAGAACUUUCCAUUUCGUUUUCGUUUUGGGAAGUUCUUCGAUUCAUAUUUUUUUUAGGAUUUUUGCUAUUUUUCCUUUUUGCCAAUUAGGAAAGAAGAUGAGCAGAAGUAGCCUACAAUGGCGGGUUCGUUAAAGGCCAAAGUCAAUGAGUCCAGGCAAUAAAUUAGAAAACCAUAACUGAAGAGUGCCAAAUUUAGUAAGUCAAGAAGAGCCUUUCGAAAGCUAGGGCUUUUUUCUGUUUUUUUCCUUCGUUUCUUAAAUUGUUCCCAAUCCAAGGGAUUCUGUUGUUGGAGAGUGAUCCAUCUGUUUCUUUGGCUCAAAGAAACAGAAAAAUAAAAUAAAAAAAAAAAUAGAAAAGAAAAGGAAGGAACCCUAAGGAGGAGGAGGGCCAAUUAAACUUGCAGGAAUUCUCUCUUUCCAGAUCUACCCGUUUCAUUGUUCUGACAGUUUUUUUCUUCUGUCAGAACACCCGAAAUUCUUUUUACUCGAUUCCCUUUUUUUAAUUUCAUCAUAUAAUGCCUUUCUCAAUUUAUAAUUGAGCAAUUUUGCAGAAUAGGGCCUGCAAGAUCUCUCGGCAAUCUGUGCUCAAGGUUUGUAAUAGCAACUUGUUUUCCUUGUUAUUGGUGUCAUUGUAUUCUUUAUUGUUUCUAGGUUCAAUUUUGUAAAGACGGUGAUCACAUUUUAAUUCUUGAGGCGAUUAUACUGUUUAUAUACUGUUGUUCUAUAUGUUUAUAUGUAUCAGGUUUGAAUUUUCUUUUUUAUUUACUGUGACCAUUGUGUUUGCAGUUCCUACAUAUAGCCAUCAAGAAACCCAAUGUUUUCUCAUUGAAACAUUAAUGGUUGCUGCUUUGAUCAAUGGUUUUCUGACAUCUGAAACUUGUUAUUUUGAUUCAUAUAUUUGUGAACGAAAUCAAGCAAACUUCUGGUUUUAAUACUAUCCUUCUGGCCUGUUUGAAGAAUGGUUUUUGAUUCUGGAUCAUUUGGGUGAGAAUAUGUAAGGGAUGGUAUCUGAAACUUUGAUGAAGAUUGUAUCACCUUGCUGGAAACCCUUGGUUGAAGGUGAAAAUUCCAGCAGAGGUGGGGAUGCAAGUGGUCGGGUUGACGGGCUGUUGUGGUACAAGGAUUCUGGCCGCCAUAUUAAUGGGGAAUUCUCAAUGGCAGUUAUUCAGGCAAAUAAUUUGUUGGAAGAUCGUAGCCAACUUGAGUCAGGGCCACUGAGCUCAUUUGAAUCGGGUCCUGUUGGAACGUUUGUUGGAAUUUAUGAUGGCCACGGAGGACCAGAAGCUGCAGAAUUCAUAAAUGAUCGUCUUUUCAAUAAUAUGAAGACUUUUCAUGGUGCAGAAUUUAUUCCAGAAAAUCAGGGAGUAUCUGCUGAAAUUAUUAACAAAGCAUUCUUGGAGACGGAGGAGGAAUUUUUGUCUCUUGUAAAGAAACAAUGGCUUGUUAAGCCUCAAAUUGCUUCGGUUGGUUCAUGCUGUUUGGUAGGCAUAAUAUGUUGUGGAUUACUGUAUAUUGCAAAUGCUGGAGAUUCUAGAGUGGUGUUGGGAAGAUUUGAAAAAACUCAUAAAGAGGUUAAAGCCAUCCAAUUGUCAUCUGAGCACAAUGCUAGUAUCGAAUCUGUGAGAGAGGAGCUGCACUCGUUGCACCCCAAUGAUCCACAGAUCGUGGUGCUAAAGCACAAGGUGUGGCGCGUGAAGGGUGUUAUACAGGUCUCAAGAUCCCUUGGUGAUGCUUAUCUCAAGAAAACAGAGUUCAACCGAGAGCCUCUUUUGCCAAAAUUCAGAUUACCAGAACCAUUCCACAAGCCAAUACUUAAAGCCGAGCCUGCUAUUGUAGUGCAGAAACUGUACCCAGAGGAUCAGUUUCUUAUAUUUGCUUCAGAUGGUCUUUGGGAGUAUAUAAGCAAUCAGGAAGCUGUCGACAUCGUCCAUAGUUGUCCACGUAAUGGGGUUGCAAGGAAACUCGUUAAAGCUGCACUUCAUGGAGCUGCAAAAAAAAGAGAAAUGAGAUACACAGACUUGAAGAAGAUUGAUCGUGGGGUAAGAAGGCAUUUUCACGACGACAUCACUGUUAUAGUUUUGUUCCUUGAUUCGCAUCUGAUUAGUCGCAGUCCAAGCUAUGGACCUAUGCUUUCAAUCAGAGGAGGUUCUGGUAUCCUCGCUAGAUCAUAGUUUGUGAAGCCUUAGCACCAUCAUCUCUUGUGCUUUUUUACAUCCACCUACCUCCAUUUUUUCUCAUUUGUAUUGCAAAAUUAUUGUUUUUUUGUAUUCAAAAGAGGAAAGAUUUGGAAACCAUGACCCUUUUCUUUUCCCAUUCCCCUUUUCCUUUUUUCUUUUUCUUUUUCUUCUUUCAUUUUGUGUUUCCUUUUUCAUGUAUAUCACUGUUAUUCUCUAAGAAGUCUCCUUAUUGACAUUUUUGUCAAUAGUAUAAGAGAGAGAGAUAAUAUUUGAUCA